Messenger RNA from Brassica napus (rape), 1374 nucleotides. Its product is annotated as transcription factor RF2b. Gene Ontology annotation, cellular component: nucleus. Bases 160 to 1137 code for a protein of 325 amino acids. The transcript is spliced from 4 exons. The record is from RefSeq and is a predicted model, not a curated record. Gene Ontology annotation, molecular function: DNA-binding transcription factor activity. NCBI's taxonomy places the organism in Eukaryota, Viridiplantae, Streptophyta, Magnoliopsida, Brassicales, Brassicaceae. Gene Ontology annotation, biological process: regulation of DNA-templated transcription.
UUAAAAAACAGUGACGUCACUUCUCUCUCUCUCUUUCUCCUCCUCCUACGCUCUUCAUCUGAGAUAGAGAGAGAGAGCUUCAUCUCCAUCAUUAUCUCCUUCUUCUUCCUCACAACACACAUUGACUCUCAAAAUUCGCACAUUCACAAUCAACCUCUCAUGGAGAAACCAGAUCCUCAACCUCCAAAUGCCGUCGAUCCGAUCCCCUCCUCCUUCCACCGGCGAUCUCGCUCCGACGACAUGUCGAUGUUCAUGUUCAUGGAUCCGCUCUCCUCCUCCGGCCCGCCGCCUUCCUCCGACGACCUUCCCUCCGACGACGAUCUCUUCUCCUCCUUCAUCGACGUCGACAGCCUCUCCUCGAAUCCGCACCCUACUACAAUCGCGUUUCCGAAUCACGCCGCCGCCAACUCCGUUCCGUCCUCCUCGUCGUCUCGUCCUCGCCACCGCCACAGCAACUCCGUCGACGCGGGAUGCGCGAUGUACGCUAACGAGAUCAUGGACGCGAAGAAAGCUAUGCCUCCUGAGAAGCUCUCUGAGCUUUGGAACGUCGAUCCCAAACGGGCCAAAAGGAUCUUGGCGAAUAGGCAAUCUGCAGCUCGUUCGAAGGAGAGGAAAGCAAGAUACAUUCAGGAACUUGAGCGUAAAGUUCAGUCUCUUCAGACCGAAGCCACCACUCUCUCUGCUCAGCUCACUCUCUUCCAGAGAGAUACAAAUGGACUGGCCAACGAAAACACAGAGCUAAAACUCAGGUUACAGGCAAUGGAGCAACAAGCUCACCUUCGUAAUGCUCUAAAUGAAGCACUGAGGAAAGAAUUGGAAAGGAUGAAGAUUGAGACUGGAGAAAUCUCUGGUAAUUCAGAUUCCUUUGACAUGGGAAUGCAGCAGGUUCAGUACUCUCCUUCCACUUACAUGGCGAUUCCACCCUAUCAUCAUGGCUCAAUCAACAACGGCCAAGAUAUGCAGCAGAUGCACGGAUACAAUCCAAUGGAGGCCAUGUCCAAUUCUCAGAGCGUGUCUGAGUUUCUUCAGAACGGGAGAUUGCAAGGGCUGGAGAUAAGUAGCAAUAAUAAUAGCUCAAGCUUGGUCAAAUCUGAAGGACCUUCUCUCUCUGCUAGUGAGAGUAGCUCUGCCUAUUGACAAAGACAUACCAUGAGGUUCAUCAAUACAACUGUUAAUAGGCUUUAAAAUUCAUUUGAUUUGAUUUACUUUCUACUACUAUUUAUUAUUCUAUUUUUUUUUUGAGGUACUGUGUUGGUGUUGUGUUGUUGUGAUUGUGAGUUUCAUUGUUUGCUACUCUCAUUGUUUGUUCUUCAAGGAACAAAUGAGAUUCUAAUAAAUUAUUGUUCCCUUUGGAAAUGAAUGUAUUUUGGUGCA